Molecule: messenger RNA, 896 nt
Organism: Paramecium octaurelia
Lineage: Eukaryota; Ciliophora; Oligohymenophorea; Peniculida; Parameciidae
Source: the annotation of a GenBank genome assembly
AUGCUUAAAAAAAAUACUAAACAUAAAGGAAUUAAAUUCAUUGAAGUCACAUUUGAAAUGUUAAAUGUAAAAUUACAAUAUAUGCUUAGCAAAAUAAGAACAGGGAUAUUAUAAGAUGGGAUGAGAAUGGAGUGAAAAUUCAAAUUCUUGAUAGAGAACUACUAUAAGAAAUAGUUCUGCCUCAACAUUUUAAACAUGCCAAUUAUGCAAGCUUUUUGAGGUUAGAGAAUAACUUGAUAUAUGAUUAGAUAGCUUAACCUGUAUGGAUUUAUAAGUAGUAAAGAUGAAUAAGGAGCUAUCACAUAUUAUCAUCCAAGUUUUGCUAGAUAACAAGUUAUUAUGAGAAACAUAAUUAAAAAGAAGAACAAAAAAGAAAAAUAAAGUGAUAUUAACAGUUGUAGUGUUGAAGAAAAGGAGUUGCAUAAUUAAAUCAAGGCACUUUAAUGUGAGUAAGUAAAGAUUCAACAAAAACUCUUUUCCUCAAUUUAAUAUUAAAUUAAAGUUAAAAAUAGCAUGAAAUUGUUUCUUUAAGUAAUUUAUUUAAUUAUUGUAAGAAUCAGCAUUCUUUAGCAUAAGAAGGUGAAAAACUUUUUAAAUAAUUUAUUGAAAAUCUCAUCCAUUUAGUAAAAGGAAUGAAAUAUGAGUCAUGUAAGUAUCAAUUAAUAUAUGAUUUAGAAAUUGGCUUUGAUCUAAUAUUAUAAUAAUAGUUCCCAUAAUCCAUUCAAGAGGAUCCCUAAUCAACUUAGGUUAUAAGUGAGAUAGAAGAUUAGAGUAAUUAAUAUUUAUUUUCUCCUACACCUUUUGGAAGAACAGACAUUGAUUAAGAACAAAUUGUUUUUUCUCAAACUUCAUUCUAAUUGAGGCAGUACUUUUCAGGAUUUGGAUUUGAACUUUGA